ACACGGACUUCAGUCACGAAUCGUCGAUUGCCGAUCACCGAUCAUGGGCUGCUCCUGGUCGCGAUCCGAGCAGGUGGAUGCCAGUGCCACGCCCAAUGCCCUGCAGGCGGGCAUUCCCGCCCAGCGUCUUCAGAGGAGGCGUCGCCAGGAGGAGAAGCGAGUGCGCCAACUCCAGAAGCUCCAGAAACGCAAUGCCCGCAAACGUCGUCGCAAGAGAGGCUCCGGAUCGGGAUCCAGCCCAGGUGGACCCAUUUCCUUGGGUCGUGGGGGUUCCAUUCAAAGGCGUCGCCUUAGCGAAAAAACGCAUCCCGAUCUCGCCCUGCAAUUGCGUCUACUGGGUGGCAGCAAUGGGAGCAGUGCCACCGAGUACAUGAGUGCCCUGUAUGCCAGGACAUUGGAGCAACAGCGCGAGGAGCUCCAGCGGACCGUGGAGCAGAAGACCCUGCGCCAACUGGACCGGGAACUGCACACCUUCCUGCUUAACCAACUGCUUCUGGGUGUCCAGUUCUUCGGGCACUUUGAGGCCGAGAUGAGCGUGGUCGAUGCCCAAAUCCUGGCCAGGCGGCGCAACUGCUCCGCCGAGAAGCUGGCCGAGCACAGCCUGCUCCAGAGCAACGCCAUCGAUGCGGCAGUCGCCAGGAACCUGCUCUUCAAGCCGGCAUCCUCCAAGAUCCCGCCACAUCCGCUGCAGAAACCCGUCACCUAUGUGGUCUUCGAGAACGUGGACGUGGCCCGACCCCACGAUGCCAACUACGACACCGUGGCGGCGCUGUGCAAGGUGCUCCUGGAGACGGACUACUACCGCACCACGCCCUGCUCCUCCCAGUUCGUCCAGCUGAUGGAGCAGACCAGGUGGAAGGGCUACGUGCGCCUCAAGUUGCGCGAGCAAUUCCCAAUCCCGCCGGCGAGCAGCAGCAGCUGCACCAGCUCACCCCUGCCCGUUGGCAGCGAUGAGGAGUGCAUCUACGGGGACGUUGGGUCCUCCUCCUCCUGCUCCUCAUCCUCAGGCUACAGCUCGGGGCACUACGACUAUGUGUACCUGGCCAGGUUGAAUACUCCGCGGCCACUGGAUGAGCUGCGACUUGGUCGAAGGUUUGAUUUCCAGAGGAAUGUGCUGCCGGUGAGUUGCAUCCUUCGUUUGGCCAACUGUUUGCCUCCUUGGCUGGAGCAGACCGACGACGAGGACUCAUCCUCCGCCUCCUCCUCCAGCGACGACGACGAGGAGGAGAAGGAUCAGGAAAGUCCUGGGGAUCGCAAGUAUCCACCGGCUGGCUAUGAGACCGUGGAGGUACUUCGCCAAUGCCAUGUGGAGCAACUGCAGCAGUGCUACCUCAGUUCGCAGCAGUUUAUGCUGUAUUUCGGGGAGGUGCUGCGCCACCAUCUGGCCACCCAACUGGGCAUUGGACAGUCCCAACUUGCCGCCGGUUCGUAUCGUGGCUGCAGUGUUUAUAUCGCUCAUGAGGAGCUGGUGCCCGCCAUCCAUGUGCCCCAUUCCUGGCCAGAUUGCGCCUUUGAGUUCUGGCUGAGGGCUCGUCCGCGGCUGACCAAUCUCCACACGGCCGAGGAAUUCCAAUGGCCCACGGAGCAGAUGAAGAAACGCAUCCGAUCCUUUGGAUUCCAUGUCGUCCCGGUGGGCUAUGCUCCCAAGCACUCGAGGAAUCCCUUCAGGGAGCUAGAGUGGCGCAUUGUCUUCCCGCAGGCGGAGCAGUUUCUCGAGCGGCACUGCCUGACGCCCAUGCAACUGAAGGUGUUCCAGCUGAUGAAGCUGCUGGUCAAGACCUUUGUGGAAGGCCAAUCCCCAUCGUCGGGCCAAACUGGCCAAUCUCCGGGAGCUCUGCUCGAGCAGCUGAGGUCCCAUCUGUUUUGGCAGUGUGAGCAGCACAGCAACGACUGGCCCGAGGAGUUCCUGGGCGAGCGCCUGGUGCGAUUCAUCCGCUCCUUCGACGCCUGUCUGGCCAAGAAACACCUGAGCGACUACUUCAUCGAGCGGCGGAAUCUCUUCGAGCACGUCCCGGAGGAUGCGCUGAUGAAGUUGCGCACCAUCAUGGCUGGCAUCGCGGAGCAACCACUCGUCCAUGUCGUCCAGGCGCUAAGGAACCUCAAGCACGCUCCCGAUUUCUAUCCACAGCUGGACCACAAGCGUCUGCUGGACAACCUCUUCAGUCAGGAUUACCUGGAGCUGCAUGGAUGGGGCAAGUUCUCGCGACCCCGCCAGGGAUUUCCCGCCCCGGAGGAUCACCCGGAGCAGCAGGUGGACAAGGGAAAACCCACGAAAAGGCAAGAGAUCACCGAUGCGGGGGGACUUUUGGGAUUGGCCCAGCACCAGGAGCGAUCGCGGGGAAAGCUGCGCCGGAAGACACAGCUCCUGAAGGCCACCACCAAUCAGCAGCAGCUGCAGCACUCGGAGUCGGAACAGAGGCGCUCCUCCCUGGACUCCCUGGAUCUCCAACUCCUAUUGACACGCUGCCAUCCAGAGGGAAAAAGCCAGGACACGGCCAGACCACAACUCAACAACGGUCUGGAGAUCCUGCGACGCAGCAAUCUGCUCGAGCUCUUGCUGGAUCACCUGCUGGCCAUGCUGACCCAUGCCAUUCGCUUUGGAAAUCGUGGACAUGCCCAGCUCUAUCUGGAGCAGGGUCAGCGAUUGUGUCGCCUCUAUCAGCACCUAGGUUGCUCCCAGCAGGCCAAGCACUUCAUCCAGGAACUCCAGGUGGCGGCCAACGAUAUGGAGGCCAUGUCCCGAGUCCCCACGCCAAACAUAGCCGUUGGAACCCCCCUCGCGGAGGAUGAAUCCCCGCCAGUGCAGAGGAAAUCCAUCAAGUUUCAGGAGCAUGUGGUGCAGAUACACACACCCGAUCCGCUGGCCAGGCCAAAUCCUCUGCCCCACCUGGAGAAGCACAAACUGAAUGGGAUUCUAAGAGGGCAUCUCCCAGCGGAGACGGAGGCCAUAGAAAUCCUGCAGGAGGAGGACAUCAGAAGUACAUUGCUGAAGGAAAUAAGAAGCCGCAUAGGGGAGACUAAGAACCAAAGUGCAGAUUCUAAAGAGAAUUCUAAAGAGGCUUCUGUAGAACCCCAAAUAGAAAAGGAAACGGCAUCGAAAUCAGAAUCGGGGGAUACGCCCAAGGACGAAACCCUCCUCUCGCUGAACGGAAUCCUCCAAAGACUAAAUCUGGACACGGAUAAGCUGCAAACGUUGAGCACCAAGACGGAGCAGCUGGUCCAAAAGGUAGCCCCUUCGGAGGCCAAGCGGGAGGAACUCAAGGAGAUCCUCAAGCGCAACACGCAGAAGCUCAAGGGCGCCUUUAAUUGAAGGGAAUACCACAUAGCCUAAGCCCUCAGUCGAUUAGUGAUAUAUAUACCGAUACAGAUAAACCCCAGGUGUGAUAAGAACGGUGAAAGAUAUGAUUGGGGUUUUAUAGUUAUAGCUCACCAUAAAAACCAUACGUAAUACCUUCUAAUCUUAGGCCAAUAUAUAUAUGUACUUGUA
Messenger RNA from Drosophila subpulchrella, 3487 nucleotides. RefSeq lists its product as uncharacterized. The transcript is spliced from 2 exons. Lineage: Eukaryota; Metazoa; Arthropoda; Insecta; Diptera; Drosophilidae. The record is from RefSeq and is a predicted model, not a curated record. Bases 44 to 3310 code for a protein of 1088 amino acids.